This is a messenger RNA of Alternaria postmessia, 696 nucleotides long. RefSeq lists its product as uncharacterized. The record is from RefSeq and is a predicted model, not a curated record. NCBI's taxonomy places the organism in Eukaryota, Fungi, Ascomycota, Dothideomycetes, Pleosporales, Pleosporaceae. Gene Ontology annotation, biological process: xylan catabolic process. Gene Ontology annotation, molecular function: hydrolase activity, hydrolyzing O-glycosyl compounds. The transcript has 2 exons. The coding region runs from base 1 to 696 and encodes 231 amino acids.
AUGGUUGCUUUCUCCUCUAUCCUCCUCGCCCUCGGCAGCGCCACAGCGGCUCUCGCCUCGCCCCUCAACCUCAUCCUAGAGGCUCAAGCUCAGGAAGAGUCUGCCAACCUGACUGCACGCGCCACCCCCGCUGGCACUGGCAUGAACAAUGGCUUCUUCUACUCUUUCUGGACCGACGGUCAGGGUCAGGUUACUUACAACAACGGUGCCGCUGGAAAAUACGAUGUUCAGUGGUCCAACGUUGGUAACUUUGUUGCUGGCAAGGGAUGGAACCCUGGCUCUGAGCGUGUAGUCACGUACUCUGGUACCUGGAACGCCGCCAACGUCAACUCUUACAUUUCGCUCUACGGAUGGACUCGCAACCCACUCAUUGAGUACUACAUAGUCGAGUCCUACGGCUCAUACAACCCCUCUUCUGCUGCUCAGAAGAAGGGCUCCGUCACCUCUGACGGCGGUACAUACGACAUCCUCCAGACUACCCGCACCAACCAGCCUUCUAUCGACGGCACUGCUACCUUCCAGCAGUUCUGGUCGGUUAGGACUAGCAAGCGUGUCGGUGGUACUAUCACUGUCAAGAACCACUUCGAUGCUUGGGCCAAGUACGGACAGAAGCUUGGUACGCACAACUACCAGAUCCUCGCUACUGAGGGUUACCAGAGCUCUGGCUCUGCUAGCAUCACUGUUGAGGGUCCUUGA